This is a messenger RNA of Rhinopithecus roxellana (golden snub-nosed monkey), 8036 nucleotides long. It is a transcript of the gene ABLIM1, whose product is annotated as actin binding LIM protein 1. Gene Ontology annotation, molecular function: actin filament binding. Bases 649 to 2895 code for a protein of 748 amino acids. The record is from RefSeq and is a predicted model, not a curated record. The transcript is spliced from 24 exons. Gene Ontology annotation, biological process: cilium assembly; cytoskeleton organization; lamellipodium assembly. Lineage: Eukaryota; Metazoa; Chordata; Mammalia; Primates; Cercopithecidae. Gene Ontology annotation, cellular component: stress fiber; actin cytoskeleton.
AUACCAGGAUGUCAGGGAACUGUUGCCAAAGCCAUAAUGAAUAAUCAGGCUGUUAGUAAAAGAAGCCUCUCCAAGUUAUAGUAUUUUUUAAAAAUUCUAGUAUUGAAGAAACUAAUUAAAAGCCCAUCUGGUUGAGAUAGUAAUUCAUUAAGGAAAAAGAGGAGGCAGAAGGCUUGGGAAAAAUCGAUCCUUUUCUUUCUUUGUUUCAUGCAUUUCAAAUUAUUGUGAAAUGAUAGCGACCAAAGUCUGGAUUCUGGACUGUGCAGAGUGCAGGAAAAUCCUAGGAACAUUCUUGGCGUGUUCUAAUAGUGGCUUCCCAGAAAUGAGUGUUUUCGGUGGGUGUGGCGUCAGUGAGCUGAUGUGCUUUUGCAAGGGGUCUCUUUAGAAGUGGUAGGGGCAGGGUCGAGAGAAGAAGGAGAUGUAGACUCUGUACAUGAGGAAGGAGCUAGACUCACUCAGGAAACUCCCCAUUCUUCCUGUGCUGGCUGUGGCACACCCACCAGUGGCACACCCCUCCCUCGGGUCCAGUUCAGCCUACAGACUCCUGGGAGGAGAGCCAGGGCCCCAGCCUCUCCUUUGAGGAGUGUUGCAGCCUUUCUGUGUGCCAGAUGCCUAGUGAAGAAAAGCUGAAACCCUGGAGCUUUGUGCAUGUUAAUGACCUUGGAAAUGACUGAGCUCAUGGACCCUCAUCACACCAUCGAAGACUACAAAGUGGCACACCCUCAGGACCCUCACCACCCAUCAGAGAAGCCUGUCAUUCACUGCCAUAAAUGUGGGGAGCCUUGCAAGGGUGAAGUGCUUCGGGUCCAGACCAAACAUUUCCACAUCAAGUGUUUCACCUGCAAAGUGUGUGGCUGUGACCUGGCACAAGGAGGCUUCUUCAUAAAGAACGGAGAGUAUCUCUGCACCCUGGACUACCAGCGGAUGUACGGGACACGCUGCCAUGGCUGUGGGGAGUUCGUGGAGGGCGAAGUGGUGACCGCUCUGGGCAAGACCUACCAUCCCAAUUGCUUUGCUUGUACCAUCUGCAAGCGCCCGUUUCCACCCGGAGACCGAGUCACAUUCAAUGGGAGAGACUGCCUUUGUCAACUCUGUGCACAGCCGAUGUCAUCCAGUCCGAAAGAAACUACCUUCUCCAGCAAUUGUGCCGGCUGUGGAAGAGAUAUCAAGAAUGGGCAGGCGCUGCUGGCGCUGGAUAAGCAGUGGCACUUGGGGUGCUUUAAAUGCAAGUCCUGCGGGAAGGUCCUCACCGGGGAGUACAUCAGCAAGGAUGGUGCCCCGUACUGUGAAAAGGACUACCAGGGACUCUUUGGGGUGAAAUGUGAGGCGUGUCACCAGUUUAUCACAGGGAAAGUCCUGGAGGCAGGUGACAAACAUUACCACCCCAGCUGUGCACGAUGCAGCAGAUGCAACCAGAUGUUCACAGAAGGAGAGGAAAUGUAUCUUCAAGGUUCCACUGUUUGGCAUCCCGACUGUAAGCAAUCUACGAAGACCGAGGAAAAACUGCGGCUGCCAAACAUUCAGCGUUCUUCAUCCGAUUUCUUUUAUCCCAAAAGUCUGAUUCGACGCACAGGACGGUCUCCGUCUCUGCAGCCUACCAGGACAUCCUCGGAAAGUAUUUAUUCUAGACCAGGCUCCAGUAUUCCUGGCUCACCAGGUCAUACUAUCUAUGCAAAAGUAGACAAUGAGAUCCUGGAUUACAAGGAUUUAGCGGCCAUUCCCAAGGUCAAGGCAAUUUAUGACAUUGAACGUCCAGAUCUUAUUACUUAUGAGCCUUUCUACACUUCGGGCUAUGAUGACAAACAGGAGAGACAGAGCCUUGGAGAGUCUCCAAGGACUUUGUCUCCUACUCCAUCAGCAGAAGGGUACCAGGAUGUUCGGGAUCGGAUGAUCCAUCGGUCCACGAGUCAGGGCUCCAUCAACUCUCCUGUGUACAGCCGCCACAGCUACACUCCAACCACGUCGCGCUCUCCCCAGCAUUUCCACAGACCUGGCAAUGAGCCGUCCAGCGGCCGGAACUCCCCUCUCCCUUACCGGCCAGACAGCCGCCCUCUAACUCCAACUUACGCUCAGGCCCCUAAACAUUUCCAUGUUCCAGAUCAAGGGAUCAACAUUUACCGAAAACCACCCAUCUACAAACAGCAUGAUGCAGCUGCCUUGGCAGCCCAGAGCAAGUCCUCAGAAGAGAUCAUCAAGUUUUCCAAGUUCCCAGCAGCCCAGGCACCAGACCCCAGCGAGACACCAAAGAUUGAGACAGACCACUGGCCUGGUCCCCCCUCAUUUGCUGCCGUAGGACCUGACAUGAGACGCAGAUCUAGUGGCAGAGAGGAAGAUGACGAGGAACUUCUGAGACGCCGACAGCUUCAAGAAGAGCAAUUAAUGAAGCUUAACUCAGGCCUGGGACAGUUGAUAUUGAAAGAAGAGAUGGAGAAAGAGAGCAGGGAAAGGUCGUCUCUGUUAGCCAGUCGCUAUGAUUCGCCCAUCAACUCAGCUUCAUAUAUUCCAUCAUCUAAAACCGCAUCUCUCCCUGGCUAUGGAAGAAAUGGGCUUCACCGGCCUGUUUCUACCGACUUCGCUCAGUAUAACAGCUAUGGGGAUGUCAGCGGAGGAGUGCGAGAUUACCAGACGCUCCCAGAUGGCCACAUGCCUGCGAUGAGAAUGGACCGAGGAGUGUCUAUGCCCAACAUGUUGGAACCAAAGAUAUUUCCAUAUGAAAUGCUCAUGGUGACCAACAGAGGGCGAAACAAAAUCCUAAGAGAGGUGGACAGAACCAGGCUGGAGCGCCACUUAGCCCCUGAAGUAUUUCGGGAAAUCUUUGGAAUGUCCAUACAGGAGUUUGACAAGUUACCUCUUUGGAGACGCAACGACAUGAAGAAAAAAGCAAAACUCUUCUAAGUCCCACUCAUGAAUGGCAAUUAGAGAAAGGACUGACAGUGGCGGUGCCCCAUAGGAUGUCAUACUGAGGCCCAAACUUGAUUGGAGGAUUUGCAAAUUACCAUCGCUCAGCAAUGCCAAAAAGAGAAAGUCUAGUUAGAACACCCAUAAGUCAAAUGUUGGGCCAGCCAACAGUAACACUUGCCAAGAAGCAUGGCGUAGAAAUUUCUAUGUUCCGAAACACAGAGUAGUGUCCACGUGUGACCUUUUCACAUUACCUUAUGUAUACAACAGGAGCUGCAUUGUUUUCUUCUUCUUUUUUUUUCUUUACCUGUUGUCCAACAACAGUGCUGACUGUCCGGAUAAGAGCCAGCAAGUGUCCUUAGGAUGCCACAUGGGAGAAAUCGGUUGUCAUAAUUUCAAAGUAUAAAUAUAUUUAUUAUGUAGUGCUGCGGCUAAGAAGGAAGAGUGAGGGGUCUGUCCAUGGGGCGGCAGUGACUUCACACCCGCCUUUCUUGACUGGCUUCAUGUUACUCACCUGCGCCCUGGCAGGAAUGGAACUCUGUCAGGGAAUAGGGCAGCUCUGUUUGAAUGGGGUGAAUAACAGCAAAAUUAAUUCUUAACAAGCUCCUUGUUCUCUACUGUUCACGGGGACCUGGUUGGCAAAUGACUUAGCUAUUAGUAUAUUUAAAAACUGUUCAAAAGCAAAAGAGAAGGAACAGGAAUGAAAGGGAACCUUCCCUUAACUCUUUCUGCUUCCCAUAGCAGGCCUGGUUCCUGCUCCCCACCUAGGACAGGAGCUGUCUGGAGCUCCACCUUUGCAAAGAAAGGAAAAACACAAAUUGCCUCCAGAUUGCCCCAGUGGCAUGCCAUUAGGUGAUUUUGCCUAGGGGCCAUAUCGCUCAUGGCCAAAAAACAAAACAAAACAAAAACCAGUCCCAUGUCCUACUGACUAGUUCUUCCGGUCGGUCAUUAUUCUCUGCUGUCUCUGGCAUCCUGUGAAUCAGAUCAAGCCCAUGCUGUUGUUGGUUUGUAAGGUUUCUUUCAAUAAUAAUAGGCUAAGGAAAGACAUGUUUUUCUCUUUUAUAUCUCUACAACUCUGAAGUAGACUCCUUCAAACGGAUUUAAUUUGGCCUUUUCAGCUUUCUUCUUGCCCGGUUCUGUGGACUUCAUGGGUGUGUGCACACGUGUUGGUUUCACUCACCCAGAGCAAUUUUGGGAGCGUGCUUGUGCUUUUUAAUUUCCGCUUGAAUGUCCCGCUGUGUUGCAGUUUCUAAAGACAUUUUCACUGAAUGUGUAUGACUCAAAGAGUGAGGCUAAACUGCGCCCCCAACAUCACUUCCUUCGUGGAAAGGUGUUGGCGCUGAUGUAGCUCAUGGCAGGAUCAGACUGAGAACCACAAAGGAAGGAUGAGGCGGGAUGUGGAGGUCAGAGCAUCUCACGAGAGUCCCUCGGAGUCUGCAACACUAGAUUCAAAUUUGAGCCUAGGGUAUCCCCAACACGUGCAUGCACGUGAAACCACAUCAUGAUUCCCGACGUCAGUUAGAUGAGGGAGAGUUUGUGUAACUCCACACCCAGGAGGGUACGCCACUUUAUUAUCGUGCUUUGGGGCUGUGCUUAAGAAUUUAAGCUCUGUUUUUAAAGCCAAAGAAGAAAGUAUUUGAAUUUACCUUCAUAUGCCACUAAGAACAAAAGCUCUGAAGUACUUCCUGCUGGCACCAAGUAUUAGGAUUACAAGCUGUCUCUCUGACACUAGUGGUCAAAAAGCAAGUAGAAUAGUUUCUGAGUCUGUGUUGCAGCCUCUGACACGUGGCUCACUGCUGUCAUUUGGGGGCUGGAAUGAACAAUCACUGUUUUAUAGCAUCCUCCUGUGCUCUUACCUAAGGAAUCUAAAUUGUCCUAGCCUUUCAUUGCUAUGCACUGAAUGAGGACUAUUCUCGUGUGUGUGUGUGUGUGUGUGUGUGUGUGUGUGUGUGUGUGUGUGUGUGUGUGUUGGACCUACUAACAUAUUUAGCAAACGGCUCUGACAGGGUGGCCACGAGCAGAUGAGACCAGCUCUGUCUUGGUUGGAAGCCACAUUGCAGUUUGCAGUUUAGCCUUUGGUGUCUCAGUGGCCUCUUGCUUAUUCCAUGCUUUUUCUGUCCCAUCCUCUCUCUGUGCCCUCCUGCUCUGGCAGCCUUGGCACAAGGCCUGGGUGUCCUCGUCCUUGCUUUACUCUGGAAAGUGUGGGGAUGGAGAGGAUGGUGCAUUUCCAAUGUUUCCUUACCUGUCAAUAACAAUGGUGGCCACAUGGGUCCCAGCACUUGGCUGGUGGAGAGAUUUUUUUCAUUAUGGAGCUAAUAAAGCGUCCGCAUGUUUUACAUUGAUUAAUGAAUUAUCACCCAGACGUGCAGAUCUAAUGUCAAUAUAAGAAAAAUCAAGGCAUUGGGAGGUACACGGGCAUAAUCAAGUAGUUUUGCUAAAAUUCCUCUUCCUUGGUCUACAUAAAGAAGACAUGGGUCUGUCAUAGAAUGGGGACAUUAGACUGAAAACUGGGACAACCCCCUUCCUUAUUUUAUAGAGACUAGGAGUUAAGGGGCCUGCCUAAGAUUGCAAUGAUAAAGAACUGAACCCUAAAUCAGCUCCCACUAAUGAAACCCUACUUUCCUUGUAUCUUUUAAACUCAGUUCUGCAUCCAACUUGAGAAGAAAAAGCGUUUCUUUCCAUAUCAAGUCCAAUAUGAGUUCAUUUAAACUGCACCUUGCAGAAAUGCAUUGCCAGAAAGCACCAGUAGCCUCCUGUCUGCAAGCAGAGUAAUGCUCUGUUCUGGGGAGGGGUCAUUGGAAACCAUAAUGCAGAGUGGGCCCCCAACUCCAUUUCCCAGCAGAAGGCUCCAGCUGGAGGGAUGGGUCAUGGGGCAGCCUGGUUCCUGCUAACUGCCAGAUCGAAUGUGUGGGCUAGAAUGCCUGUCCAUUUGGUUAAACUGGGCUCAGCAUGCUUCUCCUCAAAAUGUCCAUCCAGGUUACAGCACACAAGAUGGGUAUUGGUCUGCUUUCACCCCACCCUGUACUACACAUGAAAAUUUCAGUUAUUAACACACUCAAACUAAUGGAGCUUGUUCACCCUAGGAAGGGGACUAUAUAUAGGGCAGGCUUCCCUGGUGCCUAUGUAAAGGGCUACAUUUUGGAACAUAUGACUUCCUUGGGACUCUUAAGUGCAUACUGAUGGCAUGAAGUAAAAGGGGCCUCUAUGAUGACAGGAAAAUCAGUUCUUUUAAAAUUUCUUCAAGAAAGUCCAGGCUAUCACAUAGUCUUUCUGUGUGACUUAUUAGGCGAUAGGAAGAGCAUUGGGAAACUUGCACAGCUAGCUAUGCAUCUACAUUUUGGUUUGGGGUUAGUUAUGAAAUGUUCUUAAUAUGACGUCUCCAAUAACUUCACAUAAACUGCCUGUUCUCUGAAACCUCAAAGAGAUAAACUAGAGUUAAUGAGUUGUUUUUUUUUUUAAUGGGGGUAGUUUUCUAUCUAUCAUGGGCUCUAGUAUCUACUCCACUACCCAAUUCUGUCCUCUCCAAGCUGAGUUUCCUCUUCUGAGGCAGAGGCUGGAGCAGUUCUUUUUCAGUUCUCAUCCUCUCCAUCCCAGUCCAGUAUAUCGAUCAACUCUUAACUUGGAGAUGUCUAGCUGGUAAUGUGUCUAAAACUUCACUGGAUUUCUUUAGGCAUUGAAGCAAACAUUUUUUUCUAAGAAUUGCUUCUCAGAUGAUGAUAUCAAAUGUAUAUGCUUUUGCAAGUUUGAAAAAUUCAAAUUAACCCCUUUUGACUAGGUAGGUCUUUCUAAAAACCAUUUAAAGCUAACUGGGUCUUAGCAUCCUCCUGUGUAUGGAAGGGACAGGUGACCACUCCAGGUUGGGUGCUCACAGAACCCUUUUCCUGACUCUCAUGGAAGAUGGUGGAAGGAAAAUGGACUGUCUCAUCAAUACUCCUGUGUCCUCUGAAGCAAUCUCAGUUUUUAUUAACCACCUCUUCUGUGUUUCUGGUAGCUAUUUAAUCUGUAUUUAAUCUGUACUACUUAUGCCAGCCUCGAUUUUAUUUGAUUUUUAAAUUAGUCUCUUCUAACCAAUGAAGUGUUUGUCAGUAUGCCCCAAAGCUUGCUCUUUUGUGCUCCCUUUUGAAUAACUUUCUAUCCAGAAAAAGAGAUUAUUUGGGACUUGAGAUUUGCAGUGAUACCAACUUACAGCAAUGAUGUACUUUAAGGGAACUACCCGCUAUGUUGUGAUAGGAGAAAGAGAAACCUUCACUUUGGUAUUUUUUUAAAUCGCUGUUUAUUUUUCUGUUUGCUGCCCAGGAAGCAGUGGGAGGUGGUGACAGAUACGCUUUGCAUAUGGAUUGUUACGUUUUUUAUUUGGGCAAGUUUAAUCAUGGAAAACUCAAAAAGAAAGGGGGAAAUGGUCAGUUUAAGCCAAAAGAAACUUUCUAAACAAUGUAUAUGUACACAGCAAAAUUAAACAAAUCGAACAAUUUCUGAAGCUUAGUGUAAUUGAGUGGUGGUUGUUACUCAAUAAAAUUAUUCCCAAAAGUGUUUCUCCUAAGAGUGAAGUUCCCAUGAGUCACUUCCUGAACCCAUUGACCAAAGGUGGACAGAGACAAUCCUGUAGACCUUGACAUUCAGAAAGAUGUGAGCUGCUUACUGAUCAUAUAUGUAUAUGUUUCUUUACAGCAGAGGAAACCAUUGUCCACAAAACUGAUGUUCUUUUGGGGUUUUAUGUACAGACUUGUCCAAGGAUGUGUGUGGUUACUAUGAGUUGCUGAUGACUCUGCACUGAAGCUCUCCGAGUUCUUUCAUUUUAAGUUGGGUUUAUGGAAUUAUUUCAAUUGUUGGAAGGCGUAUGGUUCUUCCUGCCCUCCCUCCCCUUUUGGAAAUAGGAAAGCAAAUGUUUAGAAGAAUUCCUUUUGAAAAGCUGUGUCGUGUUCCCUGUGAAACUGAGCUGGUGUGUGUCGGCGCGCUAAGUGCCACGUGCUUGUGUGCAGAGGAGGUGGCGGCCCUGCCAGCCCCGCGCUGCUGUGCCUGUGAUCCCGACCUGCUCCCCGCUCCUGUUGCCAGCAGCACUCACUGCACUCCUUUGUCAUAUACUCUGCAUCACUAUCAUACUCACAACUUCAUGAAUAAAGUUGUGUGCUUUAUUCGUA